AUGCCUAGAAACUUAAAAACCCAAGCUCAACUCCAAGCCCAAAUCACCCAAUUAAAGCAAGAAAACACCCAUUUAAGAACCUUAUUAAGAGUAAUUUUAGAUACCGCCCAUUUAGCCAUAAACGGAAAAGAAGAAGAAAAACCCGAACAACCCUUCAGCCCACCUUCUUGUGCCAAUUGUGGAAAAGCUACUGCCCCCAAUGCCACCAAGAAAAGCCUAUUAACCAACUAUUUAAGCGGCAUUGUGAAACUUGCGAAAGGAGCCCAAAUGACUAAAACCCGCAUCCAACACCUUUACCCACUAACCGGCACUAUCACCGGCCGCACCCUUAAAAAAGCCUCCCCACAAAGCAAAUAUGCCGGCAAUUUAUUUUAUAGUCUAACCGUCAACUUAGAAAACCAGAAAAAAACCAUUCAAGUUUUUAAGGAUAAACUAACUAACCCCCAAAUCUGA
Messenger RNA from Funneliformis geosporum, 453 nucleotides. Lineage: Eukaryota; Fungi; Glomeromycota; Glomeromycetes; Glomerales; Glomeraceae. The record is from the annotation of a GenBank genome assembly.